Messenger RNA from Saccoglossus kowalevskii, 2392 nucleotides. RefSeq names its product somatostatin receptor 1. Lineage: Eukaryota; Metazoa; Hemichordata; Enteropneusta; Harrimaniidae. Gene Ontology annotation, cellular component: neuron projection; plasma membrane. Gene Ontology annotation, molecular function: G protein-coupled receptor activity; neuropeptide binding. The record is from RefSeq and is marked provisional. Gene Ontology annotation, biological process: neuropeptide signaling pathway.
CGUAGAUACACGAUGCAUGCUGCCUAGACUGAUAAGUUAUCGCGCCGUUUAAAGCGCUCGUUUAGACCCAAUACUAAAAAUGGAAAACAUAACCGUGUUUCCAGACUACGUCUACAUUUCAGGAAACAUUACCCAUGUUGAGGUGGCUCCAUACGUACCUGACUGGUUUAAGGCUGUUCUAAUCCCGGCGCUGUUCAUCUGCAUAUGCGUCGGUGGCCUUACCGGCAAUGGUAUAGUGCUGUAUGUGUUACUUCGGUGCUCGGGCAUGAAAACCGCUCCUGAUGUAUAUAUUCUUAAUCUCACGGCGGCCGACCUGCUCUUCAUGAUUGGAAUACCAUUCCUAGCGUACACGUACGCGAUAGACCGUCAGUGGUACCUCGGAGAAGUCAUGUGCAAGAUCAUAUUCAGUAUAGACGGCAUGAACAUGUAUACAGGUAUUUUCCUAUUGACUGCUAUGAGCGUAGAUCGCUACCUUGCUGUGGUACAUGCCAUUUGGUCUAUUAAAUAUCGAACCGUGUUUGUUGCUAAAUUAGUUUGUGGCAUUCUAUGGAUUACAUCGUUUUUGCUCACUCUUCCAUUGUGGGUAUAUAUGACUGCUAUCGAGGUUCCAGAUGAGUAUGGAAAUGGUUCGACCACAUUCUGCUAUGUUAGUUGGGGCGUUGAUGGUGAUACGUACAUGAUAUGCUCUUUUAUCAUCGGUUUCGCGGUGCCUCUCGCAGUUAUUUGUUUGUGUUAUAUACAAAUCCUAACGUUUCUAGCUCGAGGUACUCGGCCCGGCAGAGUAGGACACGGUUCAUCAAAACUCGGCAGAGUAGGUCUCAUCGUAAUUUUAGCAGUUGCUUUGUUCACCAUAUGUUGGCUGCCCUUCUGGGUCACGCAAUUAUUGCUGCUCGCACCUAACUACACGCCAACGUCCGCAUACGAAUUUGCGUGGACACUGGGGUUCUGCUUUCAAUAUUUGAACAGCGCACUCAACCCACUCGUCUAUACUUGCGUGCGGGAAGAUUUCCGCCAGAACUUGACUAAAAUAUGUUGCGGAGUCAAGUACGCGGAGGCGUCGAGGGAGAGACGAAUGUCCAAAAGACUGGCGUCACGCAGUGGAUUGACCAAUGAGCAUGGAUGUAAAACUCAUUACCAAAUAGAUGAAACUGGUAAAACAACCACCACUAUGAUAGUAAAUUUGAACUCUUGUUCGCAUCUCUGAGUUAACGUUCAAUUCGAAAUAGACAAACAACUGAUAAGCCCGCCCGUGUGAAUAUGUGUAUAUUAACUUGUUCUUCAGAAGAAAAAAAAAUUAUAUCAGUCAACAAUUAAGGAAUGUUCUCAACAAUAUGCCGAUUUUCCUAUUAAUCCGCUUUCAAUUAUGUUUCUGCUGUCUAAUGCGGAAACAUGCUUUCUAGAUAAGUGCAUAUUCUUCGAUUUAUACAUGAUUCGAUUAACGUUGUAGAAAAACGACAAUUACCAUAUAUCAUUCAGUUACACAUGAUAGGUCAGGGCGUAUAUGUGUAAGUACACUGGUAGUAAUGGUACGUAUACAGUGUCCAUUUAUAUGUACAAGAGAACGCUAAUGAACCGUUUGCUACUUGCCGACAAUAUACAUUCUAGGAAUAUCUGGUCCAUCUAUACGUCUUCUUUCUUAACUUGUUUCUUAAGUUACUUGAUUCGGUAAUGUAAAUCCAUCAGUUUUGUAUUUGUCACACAGACGUGUGGAUGUUUUAUUUUCGUGUUUGCAAUCAAGUGUGGCUGUUUGUCACGAGCUAUAUGUGAUGUAUACGCACCGAGUCAGGUUGUUAUAUUAUAUGUACAAUACGGGCGGCGUACUGCACGUACAAAGGUAAUGUUAUUUUGAAAUAAAUUUUUCCCCAUUCAAGUAUCAUUUUCUAGUUUCUCUUAAUCGCAGGCUAUGAAGUAUCGGCGCCUCGCAACACUCUUAUUUCAGUUUGGAGUCAGGCACUACCUGUCUGUAUCCACUUGAAACACUCAACACAGUCUAUAGUGAAAUUAACAUUCCUUUUUCUAUACUCACUCUAUGUGUCUCUAAGAAACGAAUACAGAUCGUCGGUCGGCUGUUGAUUCGUCGAAAAAUUUGUUAUAUAUUUAUUUAUUUUUCGAAUUCCUGUUUUGAAUCAAAAUUAGGUGAGAAACAAUUUUAUAUGAAUGAUAAUACUGUUUCCACAUAUCAAUGUGUUGUUUUGUGUUAUGAUCCGCAAUGACACAAUCACGCAUAGCCAUUCAACAUCACUCAUUGUCGUAUUUACCAAACAAUGUAAUACAACUGUUACGUAGUGACACAUGUAGCGAGUAGGUCAGCUGUUAUGAACGGAUUAGUACAUCGUGUUAUCCUCGUUCUCAAAUGAGAUAUUAAAAUAAAUCAAACACCAUUUUUUGUUUA